Messenger RNA from Hibiscus syriacus, 519 nucleotides. RefSeq names its product eukaryotic initiation factor 4A-6-like. Gene Ontology annotation, molecular function: RNA binding; RNA helicase activity. Lineage: Eukaryota; Viridiplantae; Streptophyta; Magnoliopsida; Malvales; Malvaceae. The transcript has a single exon. The record is from RefSeq and is a predicted model, not a curated record. The annotation marks the transcript as partial.
UUGGUUAAGCGUGACGAGCUAACCCUGGAGGGUAUAAAGCAGUUUUGUGUGAAUGUUGAGAAGGAAGAGUGGAAAUUCGAAACGCUGUGCGAUCUCUACGAGACCCUAGCCAUUACUCAAAGCGUCAUUUUCGUGAACACGAGGCGCAAGGUUGACCGGCUAACCGACAAGAUGCGAAGUCGAGACCACACAGUUUCUGCCACCGAUGGAGACAUGGACCAGAACGUUCGUGAUGUCAUCAUGCGUGAAUUCCGUUCCGGUUCUUCUCGUAUUCUCAUCACAACCGAUCUCUUGGCCCGUGGCAUUGAUGUGCAGCAAGUCUCUCUUGUUAUAAACUACGAUCUGCCCACUCAGCCAGAAAACUACCUACACCGAAUCGGACGAAGUGGAAGGUUUGGAAGAAAAGGUGUCGCCAUUAACUUUGUGACUCUAGAUGAUGAGAGGAUUUUGUUCGAUAUCCAGAAGUUCUACAAUGUUAUCAUCGAGGAGCUUCCGUCGAACGUCUCCGACCUCCUUUAA